Messenger RNA from Gongylonema pulchrum, 525 nucleotides. The record is from the annotation of a GenBank genome assembly. NCBI's taxonomy places the organism in Eukaryota, Metazoa, Nematoda, Chromadorea, Rhabditida, Gongylonematidae.
AUGCUCAUUAUCAGCGUUGCCACCUGCACGAGUUCCAUAUUUGUUCAUUUAGAAAAGUAUGCGUUACGGAAUCAGUACAUUCAAGCAAUUCCGUGGUGGCUGCGGUUUCUGACUGCUAAGCGACUUUUUUGCUGUUAUGUGCCGAAAAAAUUUCGAAUUGGAAGAAAUGAAAAUAUCAAACGGAAUCACGACGUAACAGCUCGCUUUGUUAGCCCAUCUGCAGACAGCUUCACGUUUCGAGAUAUUAUUCCGGCAGAGGUGAACAUGACAGAAUGUCAUCAAGAGACAGCAGUAUCCGAAGCGAUCGCCGAAACACCGCCGUCACUGAUUGCUCAAAGAACUGAGCUACUCAUUAGUCUAAUGCGAGAAUUCAUUCAGAUGAAAGACGAAGCACAAAGGCGACACUGUCUUCCAGCUUACUGGGAAAGGGUUAUUAAAAGACUAGAGAACAUCUCACUAACUACCUAUUUGUUUCUUAUUAUUAUGAACGUUGCCAUGCUUAUGUGUCCAGAACUGUGGUACUGA